This is a messenger RNA of Anopheles funestus (African malaria mosquito), 803 nucleotides long. It is a transcript of the gene Bka, whose product is annotated as rRNA-processing protein FCF1 homolog. Lineage: Eukaryota; Metazoa; Arthropoda; Insecta; Diptera; Culicidae. The coding region runs from base 115 to 732 and encodes 205 amino acids. The record is from RefSeq and is a predicted model, not a curated record. Gene Ontology annotation, cellular component: small-subunit processome; nucleolus. The transcript is spliced from 2 exons.
AACAAAUGUCACAACAAACACAUGUUUUGGAUUGUGGCUACAGCGCGUUCCGGAGCUCAUCACCCCUCGAUUGGACUACAUUUCUCAUUUUUUGGCUAACUGAAAGAGAAAAUCAUGGCUAACAAAAAUCAGCUGAAGAGAUUGCAACAGCAACGUUCGGCGCUGCUGCGACGGAUGAUCAAAUCUACCGAUGCCCGGCUAAAACCUGCGGACCGUUCCGCAGCGAAACAGAAGAAAAAACGCGACAGUGAUGAGCCAAAACUGGUCGAACGACCCCAAGGCAAUUCGGCAAUGUUCUUCCAAUACAACACACAACUCGGCCCACCGUACCACGUACUGGUCGACACGAACUUCGUGAAUUUCAGCAUCAAAAACAAGCUUGAUAUCAUCAAAACCAUGAUGGACUGUCUGUACGCGAAGUGUAUACCGUACAUUACGGACUGUGUGGUGGCUGAGUUGGAGAAGCUUGGACAAAAGUACAAAUUAGCUCUCCGCAUCAUAAAAGAUCCACGUUUUGAGCGGUUGCACUGUAUGCACAGGGGUACAUACGCCGAUGACUGUCUUGUGCAGCGAGUUACUCAGCACAAAUGCUACAUAGUGGCUACCAACGAUAAGGAUCUGAAACGCCGCAUUCGUAAAAUUCCUGGUGUGCCGAUCAUGAACGUGGCUGUAAACCGCUACGUUAUCGAACGAAUGCCAGACGCUUUCGAGCCUAUGGCGUCAAAGAAAUAAUCCACACCACGAUGGUUACUUUAAGGUUUUGUUUAUUAAGAGAAGAUGCGAAUACGAACAUUACAAACAAA